Messenger RNA from Lathyrus sativus (Indian pea), 3216 nucleotides. The record is from the annotation of a GenBank genome assembly. Lineage: Eukaryota; Viridiplantae; Streptophyta; Magnoliopsida; Fabales; Fabaceae.
AUGGAGGAUGCAAUUGAUGGUGCUGCUUCUUUGGAUUAUGCUUCGAUUAAGAUUUUCCCAAAUAAAAACAGGUAUGACGCAUAUGUCUGCAAAGGGAAUCAAUUUGAAAAAGUGGCAGCAGGGCAAUUGGAACGUCUAUUGCCACAUUUACCUGAAAUAAAUGAUUUGCAUGCUAAAGGAUUUGAUGCAAACUUUGAUCUUAAAUUACCAAAAGAUCUGCAUGGUGCUGAAUGGUUUUCAAAAGCAACUGUAAAAAGGUUCCUGCAUGUUGUUGGUUCACCAGAUUCAAUAAAUGACAUCAAUACUAUCAUGGAUGAGAUGUAUCAGUUGGAGAAUUCAAAAAAAUUUCAUGUUUCUUUAUACGGGAAGGACUGUCAGAAUCAUCUUGGAAGCGGUGAAAGAGAUGGUAACCGCAGCUCGAACGGUGAAGCGCCAACUUCCAUAACUGAAGUUAGCACCGUGUCAUCCGAUGCUUCGAAGAAUGAAUUGUUAAAAGCAAUGGAUCUAAGACUCACAGCUUUGAGGAACAAGUUAGCUGAAACGUUUAACAAGGCUGCAGAUGCUAAAUGCUCCCCUAAAGAUAUGACACAUUUAUUGAAUUUCUCCCAUCGUUUUGGUGCCACUAAUUUAGAGCAUUCUUUGUGCAAGUUUAUAGAACUGAACCAAAUAAGACAGGAUGUUGAUGAAACUACCAUGCUCACGUGUGAUGUAACUCGUGUGCUGCACAAUGAUGGAAGCAAGGAAUUUAAAGACCUGCAUAUAUCUAAACCUUCAACUUCAGAUGCACCAAUUAAGUACGGUGUUUCACCAGCUAAAGUUGCUCAAGUUGAGAGAGACAGUUCAACAGGAAGUGAGGAAUCUUCUGACUCUAGCGAUGAGGACCAAAUAUCUGCUGAGAGAAGUCGUUCCCUACAAAGAUCUGUAACCCCCAGAAGGUCAGCAUCCCCAAUGCGAAGGGUACAGAUAGGAAAGGCUGGGCCCCGCAGAGCCGCGGCAUUAACUAUUAAGAGUCUCAAUUUUGUCCCUGCUAGAUCUUAUAGAGACGCUGCUGAAAAUGGUUUUGAAGGGGAAGUAUCAGAACAGCCUUUUAAGAAGCCAGAAAUUGAUGUAAGGAGGAUAACUGUGCAAGAUGCCAUCAGUCUUUUUGAAAGUAAACAGAGGGAUCAAUCUGAAGAUAUUCAAAAGAAGAAGUCAUUAACAGAUGUGUCUCUUAGUACAACUAAAUCUGUCUUAAGAAGAUGGAGCUCAGGUAUGGGGGAAACCUCUGUUCAAGGCCUGCAAGAUCCUGUUCCCCAAGAUCCCAUUCCAUUGACUUCAAGCGAUGCUAUAUGUGAUGAAAUUCCUAAGAAUUCUGAAGUAGAAGUGGUGUCUGAUUUUAUUUCUGAAAGUCAAAAUACACCGGACUCUGAUGUAAAACCAGAAAGACAGGAAAAUGUAGAUUCUUAUAUUGUAGAUAAUCUAGAAGAAACCAGUCCCAUAGCAAGAGAGGAAACAAUAAAAAAGUUAGCAGCCUCGGCAGAAUGGAAUCAACGAAAACAAGCAGAGUUCAACCAGAUUCUUAAGAAAAUGGUUGAAAGUAAGCCUGUUUUAUUUGGAAAGCCCCAGCCUAGAAAAAACCAGAACACUUCGUCUGAGCAGAGAGGGCGGUCUUAUGAUCAUUAUAAGGAAAAAAGGGAUGCAAAACUCCGAGGAGAGAAGGUUGGAAAGCGAGUAGGAAAAGAAGCACCGAUUCACGAAAUGCAGCAAUUAGUUAAUAAGAAAAAGGCUGAAAUGUCCAAAAAUGUGAGUGCAACUAAAACAAGUUCUACGAGGUUACCUCAAAAACCUCUUAGAAAUUCACCUCAGCCCGCAAAUUCCCCAAAGGAAACAAUCCCUAAGCCCACAGUUGCGAAAAAAGUGUCAGCUAAAUCAUCAUCAGUGCCUGCUACCCGUAAGUCUUGGUCAGCAACACCCUCACCUAAGACUACCGGGACACCCCCUUCUAUAAGUCGUGGAGGGACUUCAUCUGCUAGCAGCACCCCAACACAUCGAAAGCCAGUGUUAACAGCAUCUGUUCCCCUACCAAGCCCACAAAGGGAAAAAUCUCAGCCGCAAAGCCGAAAUGAGAAAGAAAUUCAGCCAAGUAAUGCCAAGAACCUCAAAAGCACGAAUGCGAAGCGGCAGGCAGGUAUCCCAAACAAGAGCAAUGCAAUCAAAUCAAACAAGAGCAAUGCAGUCAAAUCAAAAGUGACAUCAGAUUCUGGAGAAACUGUUCCUUCCAAGGCUAGCUUAGUUAACAAGGGGACCAAGAAAAGCAGUGUAGUUCCAUUGGAAUCAAAACCAUUUCUACGCAAGGGUUCACGAAUGGGGAAUGGUACCGGCGAUCCUAACAAGAAUAAAAGUCCUCCUCCUAAGCUGGACAAAUCUCACAGAGAUGGUGAAGACCGUGUUGAAGAUCAAGAAAGUGAGUUGGUUGUCAAUGCUUCUGACUCUGCCAGUCGGCAUUCAGACAGGGACACUGUGGCACCUAGUCAUCAUAUUGCUGCUACAGAAUCAGACCCUCAGAAUCAGAUAAAUAACCAUUUGCUAUGUGGUGAGACAGAAAACUUAGACCAAGAUCCUAGUACCGGGGAUGUCUCAACAUAUAUAGAAGAAUCUUCCUUGAAUGUAAGAAAUGAAGAAGAAUCAACCAUAUCACCUUCAGCCUGGGUAGAGACAGAAGAGGAUCUGGAGCUGCCCAAGCCAUGUGAGGAUAGCACAUUUCAACCUGCAUCUCUGGCCAAUGCUGCAGCAUCAGGAUCAACUAGUCCUCGUGUUCGCCAUUCUCUAUCACAGAUGCUUCAAGAAGAAAUCAGCGAACCUGACAUUUGUGAGUGGGGAAAUGCCGAGAAUCCUCCUACCAUGCUUUACCAAAAAGAUGCGCCCAAAGGUCUGAAAAGACUUCUGAAAUUUGCCCGGAAGAGCAAAGGUGAAACAGGUUCUACAGGCUGGUCUACUCCAUCUGUUUUUUCUGAAGGAGAAGAUGAUGCUGAGGAGUUUAAAAAUUCUAACAAAAGGAAUGCUGACAAUCUACUGAGAAAGGCUGCACUCAAUGUGAAAAGCUAUGACUAUUUAGCAAGAGAUGAUGGCAAGGGUUCUCACAAGAUGCAAGGUGGCCGUGAUUCAGGUGCUGGUCCAGCCACACGAGGAUCAAGGUCAUUCUUUUCACUUUCAGCUUUUAGGGGGACCAAGCCCUGA